AUGCGGCUCGCAUUUAAUCUCGCCCUGCUUAUAGCAGUGGCAUAUACCCUACCGAUACCAGUUCUACCGCCCUCACCAUCACCACAAACAGACACGGUUGCACCUGUUGCAGCACCACCUGUGCCCAGCCCAGCGUCACCACCACCAGCUGGCGAGGCCAACCCACCAAUAACGCCUGCUGCUGUCCCUUCUGUGACCGGUCCUGUUACUGACCCUCAAGCUGACCAAGUCAAGACAGCGGUUAUGCCACCACCCGGCGAGAUGAAGACCGCCGUCAUGCCUCCAGACUAUGCUCCUCCGGCUGACCCUAGCAUAAAGCCUCAAACUGACGAGUCCAAGGCAGCAUCGGUGCCACUGCCAGCUAACAAUCAAGCCAGCACAACAUCAAAUCCCCCGGCCGGGGCUGUAGUUAACCCCAAUCCAGGACUUGAAGGUGCCAUGACACGAACAGUUGCCACACCGCCGGCCGCCGGAGCCGGCACGCCGCCAGUGACAGUGCCAGCAGUUGCUACUAACGUUAAGCUAACAGGGGCCCCGGAAAGCUCCAACUCUCCCGUGCAGUCGCCACCAUCACCUCCAUCAACGCCAUCUACGCCAUCAACGCCGUCUGACACCAAACCGACUGAGCCCGAAUCUCCGUCGCCAGCAGCCGUCCCCAACUCAGCCCAACCUGCAGUUGGUACCACUCCGCCAGCCUCGUCCCCCCCGGCUGAUACGUCACCCAACCCUGAUCCAGCCGCUGCUGCCCCUGCAGCAGGAUCCACUUCGCCAGUCUCAGGCCCUCAGGUCGACACGCCAGUAGCUCCCGUACCUGAUGCUGCGGCCCCAGCAGCGAAUGCUACAGCAACACCUGCUAGCACAGAUUCUGCGACAACAAGUGCUGCCAACUCGACUUCUCCUGCUCCUGGGGAGUCUAAAUCUGCAAAUGUCAGCCAAGCUCCCGCACCAGCGCCAGCUGGGGACUCUAAUCCUACUGCCGUUGAUGCCAGCACCCAGCCGGCAAACGGCGGAAACUCUGUAGCGACGCCAGUCGGACAGGACUCGACUCCCACUAACUCUGGCACUUCGGGGAAUGGCUCCAAGGAUGGAAAAGAUGAACCCGCGAAGGCUGACGCUGGCUCAUCUAACCCAACCGGGCCAACCUUGAACACGGAACCUGGCGCUGGUGCCGGCGCCAACGCAACCGCACCGGCCUCUGGUGACCCGGCGCCUGCAACAAGUGAACAACCUCCUGAGGGUAACGCAGUAAAACCAGAAGCUCCAACGAACGCAACCGCUCCUGCUGCGGCAGAUCUAGCGGCUACCAAGGACAGGCAGGACUCGAGCCAGGUGUCUGCUCCGCCGGCUGGACAGAAUGCGACCACGCCUGCCGGAGAUAGCAGUGCGCCUGCAGUAGGCAAAAAGCCUGAUAGCGAACCAGCAUCGCCAGCCGGCCAAGACGCGGGCACCCCUGCCACAACCAGUACUGCAUCCACUGCCGACGAAAAGCCAGAUAGCGAGCCUGCGCCGGUGUCCCCACCAGGCCAGAAUACGACGACGCCUGUCACAGGUGAUAGCACCCCAUCUGCCACAGACAGUACUGUACCUACUGCCGAUAAGAAGCCAGACAGCGGGCCUGCACCUGAACCAGCGUCCGCGCCUGGCCAAAACGCGACUUCUCUGCCCGGAGAUGGCACUCCACCCGCAACAGAUAAAAAGCCCGGCAGCGAGCCUGCUCCGGCUUCCCCGGCCUCCCAGGACGGCCAAAACGCAACCGCCCCCACAACGGACAGCACUUCAUCAACUGCCAAAUCAACUGCUGAUAACAAGCCAAAUAGUGAGGCUGUGCCUGUGCCUGAAAAAAAGCCGGAGAGCGAGCCGAUAACCACGACCACGCCUUCUGGAAACAGCACCGCGCCGGAAACAGACCCAAAGCUAGAUAGCAAGCCUGCACCGUCACCUCCGACUGGUCAAGAUGCGACCGCACCUGGCCUAGAUAGCACUGCAUCUACCGGCGACAAGAAGCUAAAUGAUGGGCCUGCGGCGUCUCCUGUGGAUAACAGCGUGACCACGCCUGCGACAAACAACACCGAAUCUGCAACAGAUAAAAAGCCAAACGGCGAGCCUGCAUCGGCGCCAACAACAGGCGAAAAUACAACUACGUCUUCAGGGAAUACUACUUCAUCUGCUACAGACAAAAAACCAGAGGUUAAAUCUGAACCGGAAUCGCCAACGGGGCAGAAUGCAACUGCGUCUACGGGGGAAAACACCGCAACCGAGGCAGAGAAGAAACCAGACAGCAAGCCCGAACCGGCAUCUGUGCCAGAUCAGGAUGGGACCAAGUCAGCAGGGAACAGCACAGCAUCUGCAACAGAUAGCAAGCCUGCCAGUAACCCUGAAUCCUCUGCCGAAAAGAACGGAAAUACCACGGACUCUACCGGAAAUAGCACAGCGCCUUCAAAUGGAACAGCGCCUGCUGAUGCAAACCCAAAGCCAACUAAUGCUACAUCGACCGAAAGCGGUUCAACAAACACGAUUCCCGUCCCAGUUCCGGCGAAUGGCGUGAACUCGACGGCCACGUCGGGAUCUGGAUCAAACGCCACCGCAACUUCAGGAGGACAGUUGUCCACUUCUGGAGGUGGCAACGCGACGAGCACAGGAACCGGCGCUGCCGACCUGAGUGGAGACAAGCCCGGUCCUUCCAGGAACGGGACGGCCACAGCAGGAUCUGAUGAUAAGAAACCCUCAGACGACAAGAAGGCAGAGGACGAAAAGAAGGCUGCCGAUAAGAAAGCAGAGGAUGAAAAGAAAGAAGCUGAAGACAAAGAUAAGCUGUGUAAGGAAAACAGGAAAUGGGGCAAGAACUGCCGCAGAAAAGGCCGCGGAAGGGGUCGUAAAGAGGAUAACAAAAAGGACGACAAGAAGGACGGCAAGAAGGAUGAUAAGAAGGACGGCAAGAAGGAUGAUAAGAAGGACGGCAAGAAGGAUGAUAAGAAGGACGGCAAGAAGGAUGAUAAGAAGGACAAAAAGAAGGAUGACAAGAAAGACGACAAGAAACCCGACCCCCAAGCUCCUCCGCCCAAGACGGGCGAGGAAUGGACAAUUGUCGACUUCACGCGCGACUGCGGCGCACAGAACUCGACAUGCAAGGUUUCAUUCUCGGUCGACCGCAAGGAUGGAUCCAAGCCCGAGGUUUGCAAGUACGAGCAAAAGGGUCCCGAGGGGGCCGUCCCCGAGCAAAAGUGCAGCGACACCUUCACUGUCGCCUCGCAGUGGAGUGGUCAAUUUGGCCCCGGCGAGGGCUUCUCCACCCUCUCGGUCAUCAUCAAGAACAAGAGUCUGAUUGUUUGGCCCGCAUACAAGGACUCCGAGAUUACACCUGGGAAGGCUGUGAAACCGGACAAGUCGUACCCGGUGCACAAGCUGCCUUAUUAG
This is a messenger RNA of Pyricularia pennisetigena, 3414 nucleotides long. RefSeq lists its product as uncharacterized. Lineage: Eukaryota; Fungi; Ascomycota; Sordariomycetes; Magnaporthales; Pyriculariaceae. The record is from RefSeq and is a predicted model, not a curated record. The transcript has a single exon. The coding region runs from base 1 to 3414 and encodes 1137 amino acids.